Panthera uncia (snow leopard) is the source of this 875-nucleotide messenger RNA. RefSeq names its product receptor activity modifying protein 3 (gene RAMP3). The transcript has 3 exons. The record is from RefSeq and is a predicted model, not a curated record. Gene Ontology annotation, biological process: receptor internalization; protein localization to plasma membrane; calcium ion transport. Lineage: Eukaryota; Metazoa; Chordata; Mammalia; Carnivora; Felidae. Gene Ontology annotation, cellular component: membrane; cell surface; signaling receptor complex. Gene Ontology annotation, molecular function: coreceptor activity. The coding region runs from base 73 to 525 and encodes 150 amino acids.
UCGACCGCGUCCCCGGGCGCCCCCCACGCACCCAGCCGGGACCGAGCCGACCGCGCGCCACAGCCAUCGGCCAUGGAGACGCGAGAGCGGUGGCGCCCGCGGUUUCUGCUGCCGCUGCUUCUGCAGCUGCUGUGCGGUGGGUGUCCCCGAGUGGGGGGCUGCAACGAGACGCGUAUGCUGGAGAAGCUACCCCAGUGCGGGCAGGCUUUCGCCGACAUGAUGCACACGGUGGACGUCUGGAAGUGGUGCCACCUGUCCGAGUUCAUUGUGUACUACCAGAGCUUUACCAACUGCACCGAGGUGGAGACCAACGUGGUGGGCUGCUACUGGCCCAACCCCCUGGCGCAAGGCUUCAUCACUGGCAUCCACAGGCAGUUCUUCUCCAACUGCACGGUGGACAAGGCACACUGGGAGGACCCUCCAGACGAGGUCCUCAUCCCGCUCAUCGUCGUGCCUGUCCUGCUGACCGUGGCCAUGGCCGGCCUGGUGGUGUGGCGCAGCAAACGCGCUGGCCAGCUGCUGUGAGGGCGUCCUGAGGGGGGGGGGGAGGCCGGGCGGGGGGGCCGGAGAGCCGGCGGAGGCUGCGGCGGCCCCCCGCACCCCCAUCCCGUCUGGCUACCUGAGAGCCUCAUGUGGCUCACCCGGGCUUGUCCUCUCCUGGGCCUGGGAAGAAGGCGCACCGAGGCCGGAGCUGUGCAGGGAACGAUUGGCUGCUGCUGCGCCCUCCGCCCGCGCUGGGCUGGGGCCUCCAGGGUUUCCGGGCCCUCCUGACCCCUGCCCAGGCACCCUGCCCUGAUCUCAGCCCCAGCCUGGCUCGGACCCCACCUCCCAACCUGAGCUCAACCCCUGCGCUGACCCACCCCCUGUCCUGACCC